Molecule: messenger RNA, 1011 nt
Organism: Cheilinus undulatus (humphead wrasse)
Lineage: Eukaryota; Metazoa; Chordata; Actinopteri; Labriformes; Labridae
Gene: vps29
Product: VPS29 retromer complex component
Exons: 5
Coding region: 57-617 (186 amino acids)
Biological process (GO): intracellular protein transport; retrograde transport, endosome to Golgi
Cellular component (GO): endosome; retromer complex
Source: RefSeq, a predicted model, not a curated record
GCUGUACGUGCGUAGGCGCUUCCUCAACUUGACUAGGAGAAACAGCAAAAUAGAAGAUGGCUGGUCACCGGUUGGUCCUGGUGUUAGGUGACCUGCACAUCCCCCACCGGUGCAACACCCUCCCAGCCAAGUUCAAAAAGCUGUUAGUCCCAGGGAAGAUCCAGCACAUUCUCUGCACAGGGAACCUCUGCACCAAGGAGAGCUAUGACUACCUGAAGACUCUUGCUGGAGACGUCCACAUAGUCCGAGGAGACUUUGAUGAGAACUUGAACUACCCAGAGCAGAAGGUGGUAACAGUGGGCCAAUUUAAGAUCGGCCUCAUCCAUGGACACCAGGUGAUCCCUUGGGGUGACAUGGCCAGUCUGGCGCUGCUCCAGAGACAGCUGGAUGUCGACAUCCUCAUCUCCGGGCACACGCACAAGUUCGAGGCAUUUGAGAAUGAGAACAAGUUCUACAUCAACCCUGGUUCUGCUACAGGAGCCUACAGUGCACUGGAAAACAACAUCAUCCCCUCUUUUGUAUUAAUGGACAUCCAGGCAUCUACAGUGGUGACGUAUGUUUAUCAGCUGAUCGGCGACGACGUCAAGGUGGAGAGAAUCGAGUACAAGAAAUCUUAAAAGAUGAUGUGACGAUGAAGGAAGAGGGAAAGAGUUGGGUUUGCGUGGCUCAGUGUAUCGUUUCAUUCCUUUCCACCAGGGGGCAGCAGCUCCCCCACAGUCACCACGAUGUUAAUGCUGUAACUUAACUCUCAAAGACCUGUGUAUUAUAUUGUUUAUAUGUCAUCAGCAGCUGCUUGUAUCCAAGCCGUCAUUUGGUAACUGUAGAGAAUGCAAUAAUGUCACAUGUAUGUGUUAUCAAAAAAGAUAUUUGGUGCCAUUUUCUCUUUUUUUUUCUUUCUUUGUUAUUUCUGCCCUCAUUAUGUUCUGUACAUGUAACAAACCGGCCUUUAGCUUCAUGUAGUCGGCUCUUUUUCAUUAAUUUCCCCCACAAUAAAAGUCUAAUUUCACUCUA